GAGAUAAUUCAAGAACUGUAUACGGGUCACGGCCUUUUUUCCACUUUCAUCUUCUUACCGACUUUCAGAUCUCUCUCUAUCCACACGACAACAUGUAUACAUUUAGACGCCUCCAAACUUUUCAAUAUCUGAAUCUUUGUGUAUUUUCCUCUCAUUAAAUUAAAAAAACGCAAGUAAAAAACAAAUUUUCAUCUACAUAUCAACAUUUUAUGUCCUUUUAGAGUACAAUAAUUUCUUGUGUGAAUAUGGCUCUUCACUGAUAAAGAACGGAGCUUCCGUUUUCAGAAGAUUCAAGUUUUUUUUGGGAGGUUUUGGAGUGAUGGGUUGUUGUAGUUCGUGUUUUUCGAAAGAACCCACAUCAGAAAAAGAUAAUAUUCACAAGAGUACUCAGCGUCACUCGCCAUCGAACGGAAAAGGUGCUGCUUUCGCCGGAGAUGGUGGCGGCGUGCCUGUGUUUUCUGAGUACUCACUGGCGGACUUGAAGGCUGCAACUAAUAACUUCAGUUCAGAGUUUAUCGUUUCUGAAAGUGGCGAAAAAGCUCCGAAUGUUGUUUAUAAGGGCCGGCUUCAGAAUCGGAGGUGGAUUGCUGUGAAGAAGUUUUCAAAAAUGGCGUGGCCUGAUCCGAAACAGUUUGCGGAUGAAGCAUGGGGAGUUGGAAAGUUGAGGCAUAAUCGGGUGGCUAAUUUGAUUGGAUAUUGCUGUGAUGGAGACGAAAGGCUACUUGUUGCAGAGUAUAUGCCUAAUGAUACUCUAGCAAAACAUCUAUUUCACUGGGAGAAUCAAACGAUCGAAUGGGCAAUGCGUUUACGUGUCGCUCUUUGUAUUGCUGAGGCAUUGGAUUAUUGCAGUACUGAAGGUCGUCCAUUGUAUCAUGACUUGAAUGCUUAUAGAGUUCUCUUUGAUGAGAAUGGUGAUCCGAGGCUUUCAUGUUUUGGGUUGAUGAAAAAUAGCAGGGAUGGAAAAAGUUACAGCACAAAUCUUGCUUACACUCCUCCCGAAUAUCUUAGAAACGGGAGAGUUACGCCUGAGAGUGUUAGUUUUAGCUUUGGGACUGUACUUUUGGAUCUUCUGAGCGGAAAGCAUAUUCCACCAAGUCAUGCACUUGAAAUGAUACGAGGAAAAAACAUUCUUCUUUUGAUGGAUUCACAUUUAGAGGGUAACUUUUCAACUGAAGAAGCAACGGUUGUGUUUGAUCUUGCUUCACGAUGUUUGCAGUAUGAACCAAGGGAACGACCAAAUACCAAAGAUUUGGUUGCCACACUUGCUCCAUUGCAAAACAAACCAGAUGUUCCUUCUUAUCAAAUGCUGGGGAUACCAAAACAUGAAGAAGCACCUGCAACCCCUCCACACCCUCUUUCUCCAAUGGGUGAUGCAUGCUCAAGAAUGGAUCUGACAGCCAUUCAUCAGAUAUUAGUGAUGACACAUUAUAAAGAUGAUGAAGGCACCAAUGAGCUGUCUUUUCAAGAGUGGACACAACAAAUGAGGGAUAUGCUGGAGGCAAGAAAGCGUGGGGAUCUUGCUUUUCGUGAUAAAGAUUUUAGAACAGCCAUCGAUUGCUAUUCCCAGUUCAUCGAUGUGGGCACAAUGAUAUCCCCAACCGUUUACGCAAGACGCAGUCUAUGCCACCUCAUGUGCGAUCAACCCGAUGCCGCCCUCCGAGACGCCAUGCAAGCACAGUGUGUCUUACCCGAUUGGUCGACCGCCUUCUACAUGCAAGCCGUCGCGCUCGCCAAACUCGACAUGCACAAAGACGCAGUCGAUAUGCUAAACGAAGCUGCCACUCUUGAAGACAAAAAACGUGCCAAAUAAUCUCAAUCCAAAAAAAAAAAAGAAGAAAUCAAA
Molecule: messenger RNA, 1843 nt
Organism: Lactuca sativa (garden lettuce)
Lineage: Eukaryota; Viridiplantae; Streptophyta; Magnoliopsida; Asterales; Asteraceae
Product: serine/threonine-protein kinase BSK1
Biological process (GO): protein phosphorylation; brassinosteroid mediated signaling pathway
Molecular function (GO): protein kinase activity; protein binding; ATP binding
Source: RefSeq, a predicted model, not a curated record